Messenger RNA from Enhydra lutris kenyoni (northern sea otter), 1910 nucleotides. RefSeq names its product WD repeat domain phosphoinositide-interacting protein 3-like. The transcript has 5 exons. Lineage: Eukaryota; Metazoa; Chordata; Mammalia; Carnivora; Mustelidae. The record is from RefSeq and is a predicted model, not a curated record. The coding region runs from base 1 to 633 and encodes 210 amino acids. Gene Ontology annotation, molecular function: protein binding; phosphatidylinositol-3,5-bisphosphate binding; phosphatidylinositol-3-phosphate binding. Gene Ontology annotation, biological process: autophagy of mitochondrion; protein lipidation; protein localization to phagophore assembly site. Gene Ontology annotation, cellular component: cytosol; extrinsic component of membrane; phagophore assembly site membrane.
AUGGGCUCUCUCCAUCUCCGAUCAGGCCUCUGCGUCCUGUGCCCCAACAGUAACAACUCCCUCCUGGCCUUCCCGGGCACGCAUACGGGCCAUGUGCAGCUCGUGGACCUGGCUAGUACGGAGAAGCCACCGGUGGACAUUCCAGCCCACGAGGGCGUCCUGAGCUGCGUUGCUCUCAACCUGCAGGGAACGAGAAUCGCAACUGCAUCUGAGAAAGGGACCCUUAUAAGAAUAUUUGAUACUUCAUCAGGGCAUUUAAUCCAGGAGCUACGGAGAGGAUCUCAAGCAGCCAAUAUUUAUUGCAUUAACUUCAACCCGGACGCGUCCCUCAUCUGCGUGUCCAGUGACCACGGCACAGUGCACAUCUUUGCUGCCGAAGAUCCAAAAAGGAAUAAACAGUCCAGUCUGGCCUCAGCCAGUUUCCUUCCAAAGUACUUCAGUUCCAAGUGGAGUUUUUCCAAGUUUCAGGUUCCCUCAGGCUCUCCGUGCAUCUGUGCCUUUGGAACAGAGCCAAAUGCUGUCAUCGCGAUUUGUGCAGACGGCAGCUACUACAAAUUCCUCUUCAACCCCAAGGGGGAGUGCAUCCGGGACGUCUACGCGCAGUUUCUAGAAAUGACCGAUGACAAGCUGUGACUCCGCUGGGAGUGCAACCAGCACGGCCGGCCGCUCCGGAGCACCGAGUGUGCCCUUCAGACCCUGGGGCUGGUGCCGGGGCCCUUGGGCCUCAUGGGUCAGCGGCCAGAGGACUGCCCCGGGCCCUUGGUCCUGAAGCCAUUCUGUGGUUGUCUCUUUUCCUGAGCAGGGCUUCCCAUUUCCAGUAUUAAAGAACGAAUCAUCAUCAAGGCAGUGUAGACACUCAGUGGCUCUGAGCUGCCCGGGCCCGACUGCUGGCCUGCGACCCGUAGUUGAGCUGUGAUGCUAGCUUCCGUGCUUCCGCCGCGCCCUCCCGCCUCUGCCCCCCGUGCGCUUGGGGGCUCCGUGCACACGUAGGGACUGGGUUGACAAAAGGAUGGACAAAUGGAAAUUUGUUUUGGCAACAGGUUCCAUCAUUUUUACUGAGUCUGUAAUGGGAAAAUGAACAAACGUGUCCCUGUGAGUUCUUACGUUACCACCAGAUUUUAAAAUAGAACAAUAAUACCAGCAGCUUGCCUUAGAAAAGGAGAAAGGAAUUCCUUCUCUCCUCUCAAGAUGAAGCGAGGAGAGCCAGCCACGUUCGCACAGGGUGGGCGUCUCCCCGCAAGCCGGCGUCCUGGUCUUGUCCGUGCCUGUCGUGAGCCUGUGGUGCGCCCGUCCCCGUCUGUCUGUUGGAGCCGUCGGCAUUGAGGCCCAGGCUGGGCGCCUGCAGCGAGCAAACUGCUUUGUGGGCCCCGCGGGCCACCCGAGUUUCCCCGUUGUGUGCAGGGAGCAGAGGAACAACGUAGACCGUCAGGAUCAGUCCCCGAGGAAAGCGUCACUUAAUUUAGAGGAUGUGGAGGGAAAGGCUGGGCAUUGCGGCAGCGCAGGCCUGACGUCUGGGCAGGAGCGGGAGGCCCAGCCGGGCACGGCCCCGCCGUCGGUCCGAGUCGUUUCUGCUGGCGCUCCGAGGAGAGGCACGGUAAAGUUUUCUAACACGUGGUGACUAAACAGGUUAUGGGCUCUAUAUUGUUAGUACCCCCAGAGGUAUGUGUGUCAUUUUCUCAAAUCCCCUCUAAGGAAACCCAGUUGUGCGGUUUUGAUUUCAGGUUCGCAAACAUUGCAAGUCUGCGGCGGCAGCGCCGCGUCCUGCCGGUUCUCUUACUGUCGCGUAAUCCGCUAACUGUGGGUUUCACUGUACAGCAUGCGUGUACUUCUGUGUGUAUUUAAUCAUGAAGUUUAAUUUUGCACUUAUUUGUAAUGUUUCUUUUAAAAUAAAAGUGACUAAUUUUGUUGUA